Messenger RNA from Entrophospora sp. SA101, 330 nucleotides. Lineage: Eukaryota; Fungi; Glomeromycota; Glomeromycetes; Entrophosporales; Entrophosporaceae. The record is from the annotation of a GenBank genome assembly.
AUGACAGGAUCCUUAGUUAUAGCAUCAUUACCUUCUAUUGGAAAACACAAUCAUCAAAUUUCAACACUAAGUGGUAUUGAAGGCAAUUUUACAUUAUCCACUUUUGACAGCUUUAUUAAUAUAUACAAGACUUCACAUCAUUUGGCAUCUGAAGCUGAAAAAGCAUUUGAUGUGCUGAUUGAUUCAUUAAAUGAAGGAACUGAUAUUGUGCGAGCUAAAAGUAAAUAUUACAAUGCACCUGCAUUUAGUGACAUUGCAAUAAAUAUGAAUGAGGAAGAGGCAAAAGAGUAUAACACAAUUGAUGGUAUGUGCUUUGCUAAGGUAAAUUAA